UGGGCAGCUUAUGUGCGGCAAACAAAAAGUGUGGGGCUGCCCGCCGCUCGCUCACUGCACCGGGGCCGGCUGCUCGGCUCGCCACCCCGCUCCAGCCCUGCCUCCAACCCUUCCCUCCCCUUCCCCGGGCCAUGGAGCGGCGCUGAGGCCGCCGGCAGCGGAGGCAGAGGAGGCCGGAGGCAGCGGAGGCCUUUGUGCCGCUCGCCGGGGCGAGGAGGGUCCCCCCCGCUCCCUGGGAUGGAGGACGCCGGCGUGCAGAGGGGGCUGUGGGACGGGGACGCCAAGACGGUGCAGCAGUGCUUGACUGACAUUUUCACCAGCGUUUACACCACCUGCGACAUCCCGGAAAAUGCCAUUUUCGGCCCCUGCGUCCUGAGCCACACGUCGCUCUAUGACAGCAUCGCCUUCAUCGCCCUCAAAUCCACCGACAAGCGCACCGUGCCCUACAUCUUUCGGGUGGACACUUCGGCGGCCAACGGCUCGGCCGAGGGGCUGAUGUGGCUGCGGCUGGUGCAGUCGGCCCGGGAGCGGGAGGAGCAGAACCUGGAGGCCUACAUCAAGAGCGGGCAGCUCUUCUACCGCUCCCUGCGCCGCAUCGCCAAGGACGAGGAGCUGCUGGUGUGGUACGGCAAGGAGCUCACCGAGCUGCUGCUGCUCGGCCCCGCCCGGGCCCCCGCCCGCGCCAACGGCUCGCCGCCCUACGCGUGCCCCGAGUGCAGCCAGCGCUUCCAGUUCGAGCUGCCCUUCGCCGCCCACCUGCGGUUCCGCUGCCCCAAGAGGCUGCACGGCGCCGGCACCGGCCCCGCCGAGCCCCCCGGAGGCAAGGAGGCGGCGGGCAAGGAGCCGGAGGCCGCCAAGUUCUGCAAGCCGGCCGGGCCGCUCCACCACCCCUUCCCCGACGGCACCGCCGCCACCAAGCCCUCUACGGACUUCCACAACCUGGCGAGGGAGCUGGAAAACUCCCGCGGCGCCCCCGGCUCCGGAGGCUCCCCGGGGAGGCCGGCGCCCCCCGACGGCGCCCCCGAGGCGGCCGGGAGCAAGGCGAAGCGGCGCUACCCCGAGGAAGAGGAGCGGGGCCGCUUCCCCACGGAGCGGCCGGGGCUGCCGUCGGCGCCCAAGGAGGAGCUGGUGUGCACCCCGCAGCAGCAGCAGCAGUACCGGGCGGCCGGCUCCUACUGCGGCCUGGAGGAGGGGGGCCGCCUCUUCGCACCCCCCAGCCCCGAGACGGGCGAGGCCAAACGCAGCGCCUUCGUCGAGGUGAAGAAGGUGGCCCGCGGCCCCGAGCCCGACGGCGCGGCCGAGGAGGGCCAGGAGCGCGCUUCUCCCCCGGGGACGGGCACGGGGGGGCCCGGGCCCGGCGGCGGGGAGCCGGGGCUGUGCCCCCGCGGCUCCGGGGGGCCCCUGGGCGCCCGGCUGGAGGGGGGCAGCCCGGCGCGGGGCAGCGCCUUCAGCACCGUGCCGCAGCUCGGCGGCGGCCCCGGCGGCGGCCCCGGCGGGGCAGAGGAGCGCAAGAGCGCCUUUUCGCAGCCCGCCCGCUCCUUCCCCCACGGGCCGCCGCUGGUGCUGGGCCAGAAGCUGGCCGGCCUGGGCGAGCCGUGCCCCGACGGCUCCUCCGCCGCCCCCGGCCGCCUGUACGCCGCCGAGGCGCUGGCCGUCAAGCUGCCCGGCGGCGGCGGCGAGGGGGCGGCGGGCGGCGGCGGCGGCCCCGGGGGCGGCCCGGGGGGCGGCCCGGGGGGCGGCGGGGGGCUGCCCAAACAGAGCCCCUUCCUCUACGCCACCGCCUUCUGGCCCAAGAGCUCGGCGGCGGCGGCGGUGGCGGCGGCGGCGGCGGGGCCCCUGCAGCUGCAGCUGCCGUCGGCGCUGACGCUGCUGCCGCCGUCGUUCACGUCGCUGUGCCUGCCGGCGCAGAACUGGUGCGCCAAGUGCAACGCCUCCUUCCGCAUGACCUCGGACCUGGUGUACCACAUGCGCUCCCACCACAAGAAGGAGUACGCGCUGGAGCCCCUGGUCAAGCGGCGCCGCGAGGAGAAGCUCAAGUGCCCGAUCUGCAACGAGUCCUUCCGAGAGCGGCACCACCUCUCCCGCCACAUGACCUCGCACAACUAGCCGGGGGGCACGGCGGGGGGCGACGGAGGCGGCGGCUUACGAGUACAUUGUUUAAAAUGUCAUAUAUUGCAACAUAUUGAUGCAUUUGUCAUACGUUUCUACUUAAAUUAUUGAGCACUUAUGGUUUAGGUGUAAGAAUAAUUCUAUGUCAGGGUAAAUUUUUAUUUUAGAUAUGAAGCUACGGGGGGCGGCGGGGCGGGCGCUGUCUGCGCCGGGCUCCGCUUGCACCGGGCUCCGUUUGCACCGAGUCCUCUUGCACCGGACUCCGCUUGCACCGGGUCCGUUCACACCGGACUCCGCUUGCACCGGGCUCUGCCGCCCGCCCGCCGUCCCCUUCGCCCCCGCCGCCCGCCCCCGCGUGUAACUUCGUGCCCGUGAAAUGGAGUCUCAAUAGUUCCGUGUUUCUUUUCAUCCCCUCUUCCCCCGCCACACGCACCCCUGGAAAAGAUUUAUUAAACUUUAUAGUUUAUCUGGGUAUGUUGGAUGCUUUGACAAUAAAUGACUUUAUUUU
Molecule: messenger RNA, 2617 nt
Organism: Cygnus olor (mute swan)
Lineage: Eukaryota; Metazoa; Chordata; Aves; Anseriformes; Anatidae
Gene: PRDM8
Product: PR/SET domain 8
Exons: 4
Coding region: 238-2106 (622 amino acids)
Biological process (GO): regulation of DNA-templated transcription
Cellular component (GO): nucleus
Molecular function (GO): protein binding
Source: RefSeq, a predicted model, not a curated record